Propithecus coquereli (Coquerel's sifaka) is the source of this 765-nucleotide messenger RNA. It is a transcript of the gene SPICE1, whose product is annotated as spindle and centriole associated protein 1. Gene Ontology annotation, cellular component: centrosome; spindle; centriole. The transcript has 6 exons. The coding region runs from base 1 to 765 and encodes 254 amino acids. The record is from RefSeq and is a predicted model, not a curated record. Gene Ontology annotation, biological process: metaphase chromosome alignment; mitotic spindle assembly; regulation of centriole replication. Lineage: Eukaryota; Metazoa; Chordata; Mammalia; Primates; Indriidae.
AUGGAGCGAAGGCCUGCAGCCCGCAGCCCCACAGAGCUUUGGGCACCGGGCUACAUCUGGGGCGGGGAGAACGGUGGUGGCAUCUCUCUUUCUGUUCCCUGGGGAUCCAGGCGCCAGUAUCGGGAAGUCCUUACUAGAGAAAGCGCAGCCUCGGCUCUGUGUGUUUUGAGAGUGUAUAUGUCAUUUGUCAGAGUGCAUCGUUACGGUCCCCGGGGAGGCGGAAGAAAAGCACUGAAAGUAAAGAAGAAGAAAACUUCGGUGAAACAAGAAUGGGAUAUCCGCCGUCAUGAAAUACACAAGUCGAAGAAUAGAGCAUUAGCACACUGGGAACUCCAAGAAAAAGCUCUGAAAAGAAGAUGGAAGAAGCAGAAACCAGAAACUUUGAAUCUUGAGAAAAGAAGAUUGUCUAUCAUGAAGGAGAUUCUUUCUGAUCAAUACCAGAUGCAGGAUGUGUUGGAGAAAUCUGAUCAUUUGAUGGCUGCAGCAAAAGAUUUGUUUGUUGAUUUUCCUCGUAGACGCACAGGGUUUCCAAACAUAACAAUGGCUCCUGAUUCCUCACAGGGUCCCAUUGUGGUAAAUCAAGAUCCUAUCACCCAGGCUAUUCUUAAUGAAUCUGUCAUAGAACCUCAGGCUCUUAAUGAAGUAGAUGAUGAAGGAGAAGAAGGAACGGUUAAUAGCCAAUCAGGAGAAAGCGAGAAUGAGUUGGAUAGCUCUCUAAACUCUGAGCCUAAUAUGAAUACAGACAGGUGUGUAUAUAUGGCGUAA